CCAGUUUGCCAAGUGAGCUUGUUCAUUACAGUCGAGUUCUCUCCAGUGUUUUUCGUGAAAUAUACGCUUAUUUAUAUUCAACUUCAUUUGACAUAUUAAAACAUGUUAUGUUACUCACGUAUAACACCUAGGAAAAAACUAUUCACCGAUAAAUGUUUAGCUAACAUUGCCAGCUAAGCUAACAAGUAAACACGUUGCAGAUCGUAGUCUCGGGCAGGAGUAAACGAAGACCAACGUGGUGUGUGGAUCUGGAGAUUUAAGGAAACGGUAUGAAGAAGUGGAACUGGCGAGAGGGUAGACGACAGCACAGGCGACAAGCAGCUGGUCAACGCCAUGGCUGGUACAGGGGCAACCGGCAGGCGUCAGGACGCGACGCGCAGUGGUAUGGACAAGAUGAUGAGGGACCAUCAAGCAGAGCAACCCAAAGAAGGCAGGAGAGUCGGUCUGACUCUGCUUCUCUGUCCCAACCCUCCAACUCUUCAUCUCAAUCUAACAAUACAGCACCAGAGUUGCCUGGUUUCUACUUUGACCCUGAGAAAAACCGCUACUUCCGUCUGCUUCCUGGACACAACAACUGCAACCCACUGACCAGGGAACAGCUGCAGGGGAAAGAGCGAGAGAAACUGAGACACAAUAUGCUGGCAGAGGACGAGAGGCUUAGAAAAAAAGCCCCUCGAAAAGGACUGAACACGUCUCUGCUGCUGCAGAAAAGACACGUUGGGCUGUUACCGGAGAACUCUUAUUGCAGGCUCAUCCAUGAAGUCAAGGUCAGCGGAAUGAGACGCCACAAACUGGAGAUCCAGAGCACAGACAACAGCAGCCCGAACACCGACAACUUCAGACUCAUAGUGGGGGACUCGGUGUGCGAGCGCGUGUUCACGGUCAACGACGUCUCUCACGGCGGCUGCAAAUACGGCAUCAUGAACUUCAGCAGCAGCAGCCAGGGCUCCCUGUCUGUGGAGAUGUGCGACAACCUCUACUUCACCAACCGCAAGGUGAAUUCCAUCUGCUGGGCGUCGGUCAACUACCCCGAUUCUCACGUUUUGCUUUGUCUGGUGGGCGCAGCGGACACCCCCGGCUGCGUCAGUCUGCUCCCCGCCUCUCUCUUCAGCAACUCUAAUCCAGACCAGCCUGGGAUGCUGUGCAGCUUUAAGAUAUCCACAGCCUGGUCCUGUGCCUGGUGCCUCAAUCCGCAGUUUGACAAGACGUUCAGCACCGGUCUGUCUCGUAGGGUCAUCGUGAAAGAUGCCGAGACGGGACGCACGCAGACAUACAGCGUCGGCAGCGAUGUCUUGGCUCAGCAGUUUGCCCUCAGGGUGCCCGUUCUGUUUAACGGAUGCAGAUCGGGGGAGAUUUUCAGCAUCGACCUGCGACAGCGUGGCCGCAGGGAUCACAGCUGGAAGGCCAAGCGCUUCCAUCAGGAAUCAGCCAUCACAUCCGUGCGAGUCUUACAGGAUGAGAACUACCUGCUGGCAGCCGACAUGCUGGGCCAGAUCAAGCUGUGGGACGUACGUGUGACAAAGCCAGUGCAGGAGUACAAAGGACAUCACAAUGAGCACGCAUACCUUCCCAUCCACGUCAAUGAGAGCGAGGGGCUUCUGCUGGCAGUGGGCCAAGACUGCUACACAAGGCUGUGGAGCCUAAAGGAUGGCCACCUCCUUCGGACCAUCCCGUCACCUCAUCCGGCUGCAAACGACAUGAUCCCCAGCGUCGUCUUCUCCUCCAAUUUAGGCGGCAGCAGAGGCCUCCCAGGGCUGCUCAUGGCCGUCAAACACGACCUGUACUACUUUCCAUACAACACCGACUACCAGGAGGGAGGACAGCCUCGAGGAACAGAGUGAACGUGCUUCCUCAAAUAGAUGAAUGGUUUGUUUUGGCCAUCUGAAUCAGGGGCAUUUAAGUUCUGCAGUUCUGCCAACACACCAGCCAAUAUGCAGUCUAUCAACAAGUAGUUUUCAAAACUUGUAUUGGGUGCUGUCCAGUGGUGAAAUAAAUGGUCUCCUAUGCCCUCCUCUAAACACUUUAUCUAGUUCUCCAUGGAAAACUACAAAGCCAAUAGUGGAGAAUUCAUGGGAGCUGACAGGUCAGCUCAACGGUGCUCCACUGUAACUGGGCCAUUCAGUUUCUGCAGUUAAGAAAAGACGUUUCCAGGGCUCACGGUGUCCCUAUUUUGCCUUUAUUCUGCACAGACACACUUGUGUUGUGUGUCCUCAAUUAGCAAAGGAUGCGCUUUUUCAGCAUCCCAAAUCAAUUAUUUAAUGUAAUUUACUUUGAGUCUCUCUACGCUUUGGCUGAGGUCAGGCAGAUGUGACGUGUUCUUUUGAAUCUGUUAUAGCAUGCUUCAGCGCGCCAAAUGUAACUCUGGAUCGGGCGGAAAAGCUAAAAACUGCUGGUAUGUCCUGACGUCCUCAUCUGACUGUGUGUGGUCUGCAUUUCUUAUAUUUGCACAAGAAGCAGACGCAGGUGAAAACCACUGCCUGAAAGAUGUCCACCAACCUGGUGCUGUCACCCCAGAUGCUCAUUAAUCUCAGGUGUCAAAAGAGUUGUGGAUGCCAGGUAAUCUUGCUUUCAGUCUGUAUAGAAGUGAACAACAUAAAUACAUUGUCGAUUUAAAGGUCUUUCGAGGAAUUUUACAAAACUGCUUGUUCCAUCAUUAAAGUUUCCCAAACUCUCCUUCCUCGUUUGGCUGACAUGUUCUCACUCUUGUUGAAUCUCAGAGGAAUGUAAUUUUUGACUGAUCUCUUUGUGGCAUGAUUAAAUAAAAGUGCUGCUUUCUUCAAGAAGUGCACUUACUCAGCAGGUGGCGGCUGAUGACUCCAUGGGCCUGUAGAAAGCAAUGACCUGUUCGAGUUUUAACUCGUGUUUUCUAAAUGCAAAAUCGUGGUAUGAUUAAAAAAUAUCUUCCACAAAAAGA
This is a messenger RNA of Menidia menidia (Atlantic silverside), 2914 nucleotides long. The record is from the annotation of a GenBank genome assembly. NCBI's taxonomy places the organism in Eukaryota, Metazoa, Chordata, Actinopteri, Atheriniformes, Atherinopsidae.